CUUCGCUUACGUAACAACCUUCUUUCUGACAGAACUCGUUCUCAGCCACUGCACAGCAAAACGGUCAGUGGUUUAACAGCAGAAUACGUAUGCUGCAAAUCCCAAAAACUUAAGCAAGUUCCCGCAGAGUACUUCGAUAUCGGACACGUCUAAACUGUUCAUUGGUUCCCAUUAGGAUUUGUUUUACAGGACAGAGGCCCAUUCUUGUUCAUUUAAAGUGGAUUAUGGCCUGACAUAAAUAAAAUAGACCUCAUAGAAAGAAGUGACUAAGCUGGAAAUGAAAAGUGUACGACUGUCAUCUCCAGCUUUAUAUUCUGCACAAUGUCAGCAGACCUAGGACAACAAAUAUUGAAGAUUGUAAUGAUGGAUAAUCCUAUUUUAUAUAUAGAAUUAUUAUAAGAUGGUCUCUUGCCAAAAUUAUCGAAAGUGGUAACUAAAGAUAGGAAGGAAUUAAUCGAAAUCCAUGGUUCCGCAAAGAUAAUAUACUUUAACAAACGUCAUCCAGGUCGAAAAUAGAACGAGCAAGGGAGCCGUUGUAAAGGAAACAUCUACUACUACUACUAAUACCACCAGUCCUUCAACAUGGGGAAGAAAACUAAGCGCCUUAAGGUUCUUGGGGGCAAGGUAGCACAGCCUGGACCCCUGGCUGACCAAAUGGAGCGGGAUGAGGUUGCUCAGCCUACUCAGAGGUUCAAGCUAAGGGGACUUGAGACUCCUGAGGAUGAAUAUGUUGAAGGCAAGUUGGGACGCAGCAUUCUCAAACAGUCAAAAGCCCAGUUGCAAGAAAUGGAAACAGAAGAACUGUUCCCGGAAGAGGACUUUCCUCCCUUAGGUGCACAAAGGCCAAGACAACCAAGGCAAACUCCUAUUUCGCUUAACCCUAAUAAGUGUAGUGAUGAUGAAGAUAGCACUGAUGGUGAAGAUAUUGAUGAAACAGAGAUGCCAACUCCAGUAAGCUGUGAUAAAGCAGUAAAAGAACUCGAAGAUGAACUAGGUUUAACAGAGGAAGACAAGAAGGUGCUGGACCACUUCAUGAAGAAGGAUGCAGAACCACAGCGAAAACUUGCAGAUCUUUUCAGGGACAAAAUUACAGAGAAACAAACUGAAAUCCAGUCACAAGUAGAUGCCCUCAGUGUUCAGACUGUGAGCCUAAGCCCAGAGGUACAGGAAAUGUGUAAACAGAUGGGUGCAGUCUUGUCCAAGUAUCGUAGUGGUCCAUUACCAAAAAUGUUCAAAGUUAUACCGAAGAUGAGGAGUUGGGAAGAGCUUGUGUACUUAACAAAUCCUGAUAAAUGGUCAGCAGCAGCAAUGUACCAAGCUGUAAGAAUAUUUGUCAGCAAUCUUAAGGAGGCAAUGGCACAGAGAUUCUUUAAUUUGGUAUUGCUACCUCGAGUGAGAGACGACAUUUCUUUCUUUAAACGACUGAACUUCCACCUGUAUCAGGCUCUGUACAAGGCAAUGUUUAAACCCGCUGCUUUCUUCAAGGGCAUUUUACUACCGCUUUGCAAGUCUGGUAACUGCACUUUAAGAGAAGCGGUCAUCAUUGGGUCAGUAAUUGCCAAAAUUCACAUACCAAUACUCCAUUCAGCUGCUGCAAUUUUAAAGAUUGCUGAAAUGGACUACAGUGGUUCAAACUCAAUUUUCUUGAGAAUAUUCUUUGAUAAGAAAUAUGCGUUGCCGUACCGAGUAGUUGAUGCUUGCAUUUACCAUUAUAUCAAGUUUGAGAAUGAUCGACGAGAGUUGCCUGUCUUGUGGCACCAAUCACUGUUAACUUUUGUCCAACGUUACAAAGAGGAUAUGAGUCCUGAUCAGAAGCAGGCACUCUUAGAUGUUGUUAGAUUCCACACACACCACACUAUAACUGCUGAGAUACGUAGAGAGCUUAUUAACUCGAAGUGCAGAGGAGAAGAGGAACAAAUGUUGGUUGAAUAGAACUACAGUGGGGCUUUGUUAUCCACGGGCAAUACGUCUCAAGCCAGCUAUCCAAAAUAAACCCAUACACCUGAAAUCACAGAUAAUCACGAAAACUUUGUAUAAUAGAACGCAGUAUGUAUGCCGAUCAUAUCCACACACUGUUUGUGCCCGUAAAAACAUCCUUAUAAUAAUCAUUAUUGUUAUACUGUAUAUGACAAAUUAUCUAUUAAAAAAUUUUGGACAAA
Molecule: messenger RNA, 2159 nt
Organism: Macrobrachium nipponense
Lineage: Eukaryota; Metazoa; Arthropoda; Malacostraca; Decapoda; Palaemonidae
Gene: bys
Product: bystin-like
Exons: 12
Coding region: 583-1932 (449 amino acids)
Biological process (GO): rRNA processing
Cellular component (GO): preribosome, small subunit precursor; cytoplasm; nucleolus
Molecular function (GO): snoRNA binding
Source: RefSeq, a predicted model, not a curated record